GUCGCGUGAGGCUUCAUUAACAACAAAGAACCUGUUUAAUAGUGACAGUCUAGAGAGUGACUGACCCGCCAAGCAGCGACGUCAUUUGUCACUGAAUAAACUACUGCAACAUCAGUAUAAAGCGAUCAACCAGGAAAACGAACGACCCCGUCGCCAUAUGCAUAAGUGAAAUUUCAAGAUGGCCCCAUCCCAGAUCCAAGUCGCCAGCAAGUCACUAGAGCGACUGCUCAAGGAAGAACAGUCAUACUACAAGGAGCAAGAGCAACAGGAGGCUCGCAUAGCAAAGUUGGAGAAGGAGUCUGGCGGCGAAGACGACGAUGGAAAUAAAGCGUUUACAUUGAAACAAGAGCGUCAAGCCCUGGAGGAAACCAAGAAGGUGAUCCCAACUCUGCGCGAGCGCAUUGUCAACGCCAGAGAGAAACUCGAGAGUGUGCUGGAUAAUGCUGCCGACGAAACGGAGAGGAACAGUGCGGUCGAGUUGCUCAAGAGGGCAAAGGAGGCGCAGAAGGACGACCCUGUUGCUGGCAUCUCUACUUGAUGACGGCGAACGAGAUCAUGGCCGACAGUCUAAUGAUUGUCUAGACUUCGAGACCGUGGCCGCUAAGCGGUCGCGGUCGCCAAAGGGUCGAGCCAAGAUCGGAGGAUUGAGGUGAUGCAUCUCAUGAUGUCCUCAUGGACUCUCAGAGC
This is a messenger RNA of Exophiala viscosa, 687 nucleotides long. Its product is annotated as tubulin binding cofactor A. Gene Ontology annotation, molecular function: beta-tubulin binding. The record is from RefSeq and is a predicted model, not a curated record. The transcript is spliced from 3 exons. The coding region runs from base 179 to 538 and encodes 119 amino acids. Gene Ontology annotation, cellular component: cytosol; microtubule cytoskeleton. Gene Ontology annotation, biological process: tubulin complex assembly; post-chaperonin tubulin folding pathway. NCBI's taxonomy places the organism in Eukaryota, Fungi, Ascomycota, Eurotiomycetes, Chaetothyriales, Herpotrichiellaceae.